CUCAGAACUGCAGUUACACACUACACAGCCCCAAUGGGACAAUAGAGAGUCCUGGGUACCCUUACGGUUAUCCUAACUAUGCUAACUGCACGUGGGUGAUUGUGGGAGCGGAGCAUAACCGGAUACAACUGGUGUUUCAAGGCUUCGCCCUGGAGGAGGACUUUGACAUUUUGUCUGUAUAUGAUGGGCCACCCAGCCCUGGAAACCUGCGGACAAGGUUAACUGGGUUCCAGCUGCCUUCACCCAUAGUGAGUACAGGCUCCAGGCUCACCUUGUGGCUGCUGUCGGACUACGCAGUCAGCGGGCAGGGAUUUAAAGCCGUCUACGAAGCCUUGCCCAGUUACACUUGUGGUAAUCCUGGACAGCUACUAAAUGGCCACCAGCAGGGCUCCAGUUUUAAUAUCGGGGAUAAAAUCCGCUACAGCUGCAGUCCUGGCUACAUGUUAGAGGGUCACACCACCCUGUCCUGCCUUGCCACUUCAACUGGUACUGCAGCCUGGGAUUUUCCACUUCCUUACUGCAGAGCGGAUGAUGGAUGUGGAGGGACACUGCGAGGCCAGAGUGGGUUGAUCACCACCCCCAAUUACCCAGCUGAGUACAACAAUAAUGCUGACUGCACCUGGACUGUGCUGGCAGAGCCAGGAGACACCAUUGCCCUGGUUUUCUCUGACUUUCAGCUGGAGGACGACUAUGACCUGCUGGAGGUCAGCGGCACUGACGGAUCCUCACAGUGGUUUACUGGGCCCAACCUCCCCUCCCCUAUCAUUAGCAGCAAGAACUGGCUUCGGCUUCACUUUACAUCUGACGGCAACAACAGGUUAAGAGGUUUCAGCGCCCAGUACCAAGUGAAGAAAAUGACUGAACUCAAAUCUCGAGGUGUGAAGAUGCUGCCGAGCAAAGACAACCACCAUAAGCUAUCAGUGUUGUCUCAGAUGGGUGUAGCACAGGGACACAACAUGUGUCCAGAUCCUGGGAUUCCAGAUCGAGGAAAAAGAAAAGGCUCAGAUUUCAGGCGAGGAGCGACUGUGCAUUUCUCCUGUGACGAGGGCUAUGAACUGCAGGGUUCAAAGAGCAUCACUUGCCUCAGAGUGACAGACAGCUAUGUAGGCUGGAGUGAUGACCGGCCUAUCUGCAGAGCACCUAUGUGUGGAGGUCAAUUAAAAGGACCGAGUGGUGUCAUCACAUCUCCUAACUACCCUGUUCAGUACGACAACAAUGCCAACUGCACCUGGGUCAUCACAGCAACGGAGACAUCAAAGGUAAUCAAGCUGACAUUUGAGGAUUUUGACCUGGAGCGGGGCUACGACACCCUGACGGUGGGAGACGGCGAGCUCGUGGGGGACCAGAAGACCAUCUUUCACGUCCUAUCAGGUACCACCACUCCGGACCUUGUGGUUAGCACCAGUCACCAGAUGUGGCUCAAUUUCAAAACAGACGACACCAGUGGCUCCCUCGGCUUUAAAGUGUCCUAUGAAGAAAUUGACCAAGGCAGUUGUGGAGAUCCAGGGAUCCCAGCCUACGGAAAACGAGAAGGGACGAGCUUUCGUCAUGGAGACAGGCUGUACUUUGAGUGUCUGCCUGCCUUUGAGCUGGUGGGAAAAAAGAACAUCACCUGUCAGAAAAACAACCAGUGGUCGGCGAAGAAACCCAGCUGUGUUUUUUCCUGCUUCUUCAACUUUACCACUCCAUCUGGGGUCCUGCUAUCUCCCAACUACCCUCAGGAGUAUGGGAACAACAUGCACUGCGUGUGGCUCAUCAUCACCAACCCUGAGAGCAGAAUCAAUCUGGCCUUCAACGACCUCAGCAUGGAAAAACAGUUUGACUUCCUCUCCAUCAAGGAUGGGGGAAAGGCUGAAUCUCCAAUCCUGGGCACCUUCUCCGGUGAUGCCUUGCCUCCUCCCAUUACAACAAGUGGCCAUGUGGCUCGCCUGGAGUUCCUGACUGACCAUACAUACACAGAUCGAGGCUUUAACAUCACUUUUACUACCUUUCGCCACAAUGAAUGCCCUGAUCCAGGGGUGCCAGUCAAUGGGAAACGCUUUGGGGAGAGCCUUCAGCUGGGUAGCUCAAUCUCAUUUCUUUGUGAGGAGGGCUUCGUUAAGACCCACGGCUCUCAGACUAUAUCCUGCAUCCUCAAAGAUGGCAACGUUGUGUGGGACAAUGCUGUCCCUCGUUGUGAAGCCCCAUGCGGUGGGGAUCUGAAGGCUCCCAGUGGGAUCAUUCUCUCCCCCGGCUGGCCAGAACUAUACAAGGAGGCCCUUAACUGUGAAUGGAUCAUUGAGGCUCCUCCAGGCUACCCCAUCAAGAUCAUCUUCGACAAAUUUCGCACUGAGGUCAACUAUGACGUUCUGGAGGUGCGGGAUGGUCGAUUUCCCUCUUCACCUCUGAUCGGAAGUUACCAAGGAACCCAGGUUCCCCAGUUCCUCAUCAGCACCUCCAACUUUCUGUAUCUCCUCUUCACCACUGACAAGAGCCACUCUGACAUUGGCUUUCGUAUACGUUACGAAACUCUACAGCUACAGUCGGAUCACUGCGUGGAUCCUGGCAUACCUGUCAAUGGACAGCGGCACGGCAAUGACUUCUACGUGGGUGCUUUGGUGACAUUUAGCUGUGAUGCCGGGUACACACUGAGCGACGUGGAGCCUUUAGAGUGUGAACCCAAUUUUCAGUGGAGUCGCCCCCUGCCUAGCUGCGAUGCACUGUGCGGAGGUUAUAUCCAGGGUAACACGGGCACCAUCUUGUCUCCUGGCUUUCCUGACUUUUACCCACAUAACCUGAACUGCACGUGGAUCAUCGAGACCUCCCACGGCAAAGGUGUACAGUUCACCUUUCACACUUUCCACCUGGAGAGUCCUCAUGACCAUUUGCUGGUAACAGAGAACGGCAGCUUCUCUCAGCCCCUGUGGAGACUGACAGGCUCCACCUUGCCUCCACCUCUCAGUGCCGGCCUGUUUGGAAACUACACAGCUCAGAUCCGCUUCCUCUCUGACUUCUCGGUCUCAUACGAGGGAUUUAACAUUACUUUCUCAGAGUAUGAUUUGGAGCCAUGCGAGGAUCCGGGAAUCCCACCCUACAGCACCAGAAAAGGCCUUCAGUACGGAGUCGGCGAUGCCCUCAUCUUUUCUUGUUUCCCAGGUUACAGGCUCGAGGGUCCAGCCCGGGUGGUGUGUUUAGGGGGCAGGAGGCGAGUGUGGAGCUCCCCUCUGCCAAGGUGUGUUGCUGAAUGUGGCUCAUCCGUGACUGGCAUGCAAGGGGUGCUGCUCUCACCCAACUACCCCGGUUACUACAGCAACAACCACGAAUGCAUCUACUCUAUCCAGACACAGCCGGGCAAAGGCAUUCAGCUACGAGCACGGGACUUUAGGCUGGAGGAGGAUGACAUGCUCAAAGUCUUUGAUGGCAGCAGCAAUAUGGCUCGUCUCCUGGGGGUGUUUACAGGCAGCGAGCUGCUGGACACAACCUUGAACUCCACCUCCAGCACUAUGUGGUUGGAGUUCAUCAGCAAUGCAGAAAACACCAGCAAAGGCUUCGAGUUGCACUUCACCAGUUUUGAACUGGUUAAAUGUGAGGAUCCAGGUGUCCCCCAGUUUGGGUACAAGCGAGAAGAUAAGGGCCAUUUUGCAGGGAGCACAGUGUCAUACAGCUGUGACCCGGGAUACACCCUGAAAGGCACUGAGGUGCUCACCUGCCUGAGGGGGGAAAGGAGGGCCUGGGACAGCCCACUUCCAUUAUGUGUUGCUGAAUGUGGGGGGACCAUCAAGGACGAGCCCUCCGGUCGAAUCUUGUCUCCGGGCUACCCAGCUCCAUAUGAACACAACCUGAAUUGUGUUUGGACCAUAGAGGCAGCUCCUGGAAGCACCGUUAGUCUACAUUUCCUGGUUUUCCACACGGAGGAAGUCCACGACGUGCUUCGGAUCUGGGAUGGUCCGCAGGAUGGAGGGGUCCUGCUGAGGGAGCUGAGUGGUUCAGCACUGCCCCCAGAUGCUCACAGCACCUUUAAUACUGUCACUCUGCAGUUCACCACCGAUUUCUUCACCAGCAAGCAAGGCUUUGCUCUGCAGUUUUCUGUUUCUACUGCAACCUCCUGCAAUGACCCGGGCAUGCCAACUAAUGGCACCCGCAGCGGCGACAGCAGGGAGCCGGGGGACCAUGUGGUGUUCCAGUGUGAUCCUGGUUACAUCCUACAGGGGGCCAACAGGAUCACCUGCACUGAGAUCAAUGGUCGCUUCUUCUGGCAGCCCGACCCCCCAACAUGCACAGCUCCAUGUGGUGGGAACCUAACAGGUCCGAGUGGGUUGAUUCUGUCCCCAGACUAUCCUGAACCUUACCCACAUGGAAGGGAAUGUGACUGGAGAGUCACCGUCACACAGGACUAUGUCAUCUCUCUCAACUUCAAUCAGUUCAGCUUGGAGCCCAGUUAUGACUUUUUGCAUAUCUAUGACGGGCCAGACUCCCUAAGCCCCUUGUUGGGUAGUUUCUAUGGUGCAGAUGUUCCAGAUCACAUUGAGAGCAGCUCCAACACGCUCUUCUUGGCCUUCCGCAGUGAUGCUUCCCUCAGCAGUAAUGGAUUUGUGCUGCAGUACACAGAAAACCCCAGGGAGUCUUGCUUCGAACCCGGUCUGGUGCGUAACGGCACCCGGGUGGGCAUGGACCUCAAGCUGGGCUCCACCGUCACUUACCACUGCGAUAGUGGCUACACGCUGGAGGGAGACGCAACACUCACUUGCAUCAUGGGGGGAGAUGGCAAGCCGAGCUGGAACAAACCCAAACCCAUCUGCAUUGCGCUGUGUGGUGGGCAGUACUCCGGUUUAGAGGGAGUGGUGUUGUCUCCCGGUUACCCUGGCAACUACAGCAGCUCUCGAACCUGUUUGUACUCUGUGGUUGUGCCGAAGGAUUAUGUGGUCUUCAGCCAAUUCGCUUUCUUCCAAACGGCUUUGAAUGACAUCGUGGAGGUUUAUGAUGGAGCGACACAACAUUCCCGUGUUCUUAGCUCACUGUCAGGAGCGCACACAGGUGAGUCGUUGCCAUUAGCAACCUCCAACCAAAUCCUGAUCCGCUUUACUGCCAAAGGCCAGUCCAGCUCUAGAGGAUUCCAUCUGGUCUACCAGGCUGUGCCACGGACCAGUGCUACCCAGUGCAGUUCAGUCCCAGAGCCCCGAAAUGGCCGCCGCAUGGGCAACAACUUUGGUGUGGGCGCAGUGGUCCGCUUCGAGUGCAGCCCAGGUUACGUGCUGGAGGGAUCGAGUGCCAUCGAGUGUUUAACGGUUCCCAAUGCCCUGGCUCAGUGGAACAGCUCUAUACCCAGCUGUAUAGUACCAUGUGGAGCCAAUCUGACCCACAGAACAGGCACCAUUUUAUCUCCAGGCUUCCCUGAGCCUUACCUGAACAGCCUCAACUGUGUGUGGAAGAUCACUGUUCCAGAGGGAUCAGGAAUCCAGAUCCAGGUGAUCAGCUUUGUCACAGAGCAGAACUGGGACUCGCUGGAGGUCUUCGAUGGAGGCGACAACACUGACACAAUGCUGGGCAGUUUCUCAGGCACGACUGUCCCGGCUCUACUGAACAGCACCUCCAACCAGCUCUACCUACACUUUUUCUCUGAUAUUAGUGUAUCUGCAGCAGGAUUCAGGCUGGAAUACAAAACUGUGCCUUUGACCAAUUGCCCAGAACCUGUCGUUCCUAUGAAUGGUAUCAAAGUUGGGGAGCGUCUACAGAUGAAUAAUGUGGUGUCCUUCCAUUGUGAACCUGGUUAUACUCUACAGGGGAACUCACACACCACCUGUAUGCCUGGAACCGUCAGACGUUGGAACUAUCCACCUCCUCUCUGCAUAGCCCAAUGUGGUGGGAUUCGGGAGGAGAUGGAGGGAAUGGUCCUCAGUCCCGGUUUCCCUGGCAACUACCCUAGCAACAGUGACUGCACCUGGAGAAUUUACCUGCCAGUUGGUUACGGAGCCCACAUACAAUUUCUCAACUUCUCCACUGAGGCCAACCAUGAUUUUCUUGAGAUACGCAACGGGCCCCUGGAUACAAGCACAGUUAUUGGUCGAUUCAGUGGCCAGGACAUCCCAUCCUCCCUUCUCACCACCUCCCACGAAACAUCCGUGUAUUUCCACAGUGACCAUUCGCAGAAUAAACCGGGCUUCAGGUUUGAGUACCAAGCAUACGAGCUGCAGGAAUGUCCAGAUCCAGAGCCUUUUCGUUAUGGGGUGGUGGUGGGUGCAGGCUUCAACGUUGGCCAGUCCAUUUCCUUUGAGUGUCUGCCCGGAUAUCAGCUAAUGGGUCAUUCCAUUCUUACCUGCGAGCAUGGUACCACUCGCAACUGGGACCACCCAUUCCCUCGCUGUGAAGUGCCAUGUGGAGGCAACAUCACAUCAGACAAUGGGACCAUCUUUUCCCCCGGGUACCCAGAGGAGUACCCAAACUCAGCAGACUGCUCCUGGCUGAUUUCAGUGGCCCCUGGCUUUGGCAUAAAAUUAAAUUUCACCCUGCUUCAGGUUCAUGGCCCACAUGACUUCAUCACAGUCUGGGAUGGUCCACAGGAGACAGCCAGGAAACUGGGUGUGUUCACAGACGGAGAGCCCAAUGACCCACCUAGUAGCACAUCCAAUCAAGUGCUGAUACGGUUCCGUAGUAACACAGAAAAGGGUGGGCUCUUCAGUAUUGGUUUUCAAGCUUACAGACUACAGCACUGCUUGCCUCCCCCUAUUAUUCCUAAUGCAGAGAUCCUGAUGGCAAGCAAAGAAUUUAAAAUUGGUGACAUCGUGCGUUACAGAUGUCUUCCAGGCUACCAAUUGAGUGGAAACAGCAUCCUGACCUGUCGAUUGGGGACACACUUGGAGUUUGAGGGGCCUCCACCUUCAUGUGAUGUGACUUGUCCCAUGAACGAGGUGCUGACAGCUUCCACGGGCGUCAUCAUGAGCCAGUCACCAGGCAGUGGCUUCCCCCAUUUCGAGUCUUGCUCCUGGGUGGUCAAAGUAGAGCCUAGCUACAACAUCACUUUCACUAUUGAACACUUCCAGACGAGCCGUCAGUUUGAUGAGCUGGAAAUCUUUGAUGGUCCAUCCAGACAGAGCCCCCUCCUUAUUACUCUCAGCGGAAACUAUUCCAGUCCACUGAGCAUCACCAGCUCCAGCAACAAAGUAUAUCUGCACUGGUCCUUUGAUCACACAACCAGCCACAAAGGCUUUCGCAUACGAUACUCAGCGGCCUACUGCAGCCCUCCAAAUAACCCUGUCAAUGGGACAGUGCACAGUCUGACGGGCACUAAGUUGGGCAGCACCUUGCGCUUCAGCUGCGAUCAGGGUUUCCGACUGAUUGGCCAGAGCAGCGCCACGUGCACUCGCUCUGCACAAGGGAUAUUUCUGUGGAAUGCACCAGUGCCUCUCUGUCAAGUCAUGACUUGUGGAAUGCCGGUAGCUCCCAUCAAUGGCAGCAUUGUUGGCCAGGACUUCUCUCUUGGAGCCAGGGUGGCCUACCAGUGUAAUGCAGGGUUCCGUCUUGCUGGCCCUAUCACCACAUCAGUUACCUGUCAGGAAUCUGGGAGGUGGAGCUCCAUCGAGGCUCCACCCAGAUGUGUCCCGGUUUCCUGCCCUGACAUUGGCCACUCUGCUGUGGAACAUGGAAGAUGGAGGCUCAUCUAUGGAACUCAAAACCAAUAUGAUGCUAUUAUGAUGCUCAUAUGUGACCCAGGAUAUUACUACAGAGGUCAAAGGAUCAUUCGCUGCCAGGCCAAUGGAACGUGGAACUACCCAGAUCCUCGUCCAGUCUGUGACAUAAUUUCCUGCGGUGACCUUGGGACUCCACCCAAUGGGGACAAAAUUGGGACAUUAACUGUAUAUGGAGCCACUGCCAUUUUUUCCUGCAACACAGGGUACACUUUGGUGGGCUCACGAGUCAGGGAGUGUAUGUCCAAUGGGCUUUGGAGUGGAACUCAAGUUCAGUGUCUGGCUGGACAUUGUGGAACCCCAGAACCAAUAGUGAAUGGCCAAAUAAUUGGAGAGAACUAUAACUAUCGAGGCAGUGUUGUGUACCAGUGUAACCCAGGUUUUCGUCUUAUUGGGGUGUCGGUGCGAAUCUGUGAACAGGAUCACCAGUGGUCAGGACGUACCCCUGUCUGUGUUCCCAUCACAUGCGGCCACCCCGGCAACCCUACAUUUGGUAUGACCCAAGGAACCCAGUUCAACCUGAAUGACAUUGUGCGAUUUGUCUGCAAUACCGGGUAUGUUCUGCAAGGGGCCGUUAAGUCUGUGUGCCAGGCCAAUGGGCAGUGGAGCAAUGCCCUACCCAAGUGUAAAAUUGGUAACUGCACAGAGCCAGGUCAUGUAGAGAACAGCAUCAGGCAGGUUUUGUCCAGUGGGCCGCAUCGGUACAGCUUCCAGACCACUGUGUCAUACCGCUGUAACCCAGGUUACUACCUGUUGGGGACCAGCUCCAUCUCCUGCCAAGGGGAUGGCACCUGGGACCGCUCUCUGCCCAAAUGCCUGUUGGUGCUGUGCGAUCGCCCCAGCGUGCCUCCCUAUGCCCAGAUCUCGGGCGAGCGUCGAACGGUGGGCUCAGUCAUUCGCUACAGCUGCAUGGGGCAGCGCACCAUCAUCGGCAACACCACGCGAAUGUGCCAGCUGGACGGGCAGUGGAGCGGCUCGCCACCACACUGCUCUGGAGAAUCAAGAGGAUUGUGUGGAGAUCCGGGUGUCCCUGUGCACGGUAUCCGCCUUGGAGAGGAGUUCACUGUGAGCAGUGUGGUGCGAUUCAGCUGUGAGCCAGGUUAUGUUCUGAAAGGUUCACCAGAGAGAACAUGUCUUGCCAAUGGGACCUGGCUGGGUGUACAACCAGAGUGUCAUGUGAUUUCUUGUGGAAACCCCGGAACUCCACGGAAUGCCCAGAUCCUGAUCCAUGACGGCCUAACUUUUUCCAGAUCCAUCACCUACAGUUGUAGGGAGGGCUACUACUCUACUGGGCUGCUGACCCGACACUGCACUGUAAAUGGGACCUGGACAGGCAGCAUGCCAGAGUGCUCAGUAAUCAACUGUGGAGAUCCUGGAGUGCCAGCAAACGGGGUCAGGUUUGGGAGUGAUUUCACUUACAACCACACAGUCAGUUUCCAGUGCUCUCCUGGGUAUACCAUGGAUGCUGACAGGGCCUCUUCCCUCACAUGCACAAAGGAUCGAACCUGGAACGGCACAAAACCGCUUUGCAGAGCCAUUGUUUGUGGUCCACCACCCUUUAUUCCCAAUGGACAAGUGGUUGGUACAGACUUCACUUGGGGUUCAAGCAUUAGCUACUCGUGUAACCAAGGCUACCAACUGUCCCUGCCUACAGUGUUAACAUGUCAGGGCAACGGCAACUGGAGCGGAGAGAAACCACAGUGUUUCCCUGUAUUCUGUGGAGACCCUGGAAUACCUGCUCAAGGGAGGAGGGAGGACCGUGGUUUCACCUAUCUUUCCUCUAUCUCCUUCACCUGCAACUCUCCACUUGUCUUGGUUGGUUCAGCCAGGCGGUACUGCCAGUAUGAUGGCACUUGGAGCGGCACACCACCCUCCUGCAUAGAUCCCACUCACACUACCUGUGGAGAUCCUGGUAACCCUCUCUUUGGAAACCAGAACAACAGCCAAGGCAGCCAGAUUGGUAGCACCGUGUUCUUCAGCUGCAGAAAAGGUUACUUACUGCAGGGCUCCAUUUCUCGCACAUGUUUGCCCAACCUCACCUGGAGUGGAUUUCAGCCUGAGUGCAUUGCCCACCACUGCAGCCAGCCCGAGCUGCCAGCCCAGACUGACGUGAGAGCCAUUGAACUGCCGUCUCUUGGCUACACACUGAUCUAUACGUGUCAGCCUGGCUUCUACUUGGCUGGAGGAUCAGAACACAGAACCUGCAGGUCUGAUGGGAGCUGGUCAGGGAAACCACCAUCGUGUGCAGCUGAUAACCGCCCGAGUGGAAAGAGUCCAGUGGGAACUGUUCAAGAGCCACCAUCUAAGUUACCUGGUAAGAAAGUCCCUGGUGGUGUGUUUGCUAAGAAUUCACUCUGGAGAGGGUCUUAUGAGUACCUAGGGAAGAAGCAGCCGGCCAUGCUCAGCAUCACUGCCUUUGAACAUUUUAGCAAUCGAGUUAAUGGGACACUCAUCGACCACAGUGGAGUUGAACUUAAACUGUCAGGUACAUAUAAAAGGGAGGAAGCCCAGCUGCUGCUACAGGUCCACCAGAUCAGAGGUCCUGUGGAGAUCUUUGUCAACAAGUUCAAAAUAGACAACUGGGCCCUGGAUGGACAUGUGUCCUACAUUUCUUCAUCCAACUCCUUUGUGUACCAGGGAUUUGUCAGAGGAAAAGGCUUUGGACAAUUUGGUCUCCAGAGAUUGGAGAGUUUAGAUCCAGGCAGAGAAAAUCCAGGCUACAACUUUGCCUCCAACAGCAGUUCAGUGGCAGCUGCCAUCCUAGUGCCUUUUAUAGCAAUGAUCAUCGCAGGCUUCGCUCUCUAUCUCUAUAAACACAGAAGAAGACCCAAAGUUCCCUUCAAUGGUUACGUGGGCCACGAGAACACUAAUGGACGUGCGACGUUCGAGAACCCUAUGUACGACCGUAACAUCCAACCCACGGACAUCAUGGCCAACGAGUCAGAGUUCACCGUUAGCACAGUGUGCACAGCUGUAUAGCAACUGCUUCCUUCAGAGUUAGGGAAUUAAAAAAAGGAUGCACCACAACCUCCGCUGCCUGCCAACAGAGGGGUCUGUAGUUCCUCGAGCAGAUGGCAAGACAAAGAUUAUUUUAUUUGCCAAAAAAUCUUCAAGAACUAUCAACAGUGGCAGACGCCCUUACCUGCGGGGAGAAACGAGACGAGAAACCACGGGAAGGCGACAACUUCCUCAAAGCUUAACAAGUGAAAUGCUUUUCUGUAACUUUACGUGGUUUCUUGUUUAUGUUCCAUAUUCAGAGGAAAAGCUUCCAUCUGAACCUGCAGCCAGCAGGAAAACUGCUGGAGGCAAAGCUGUGAUGACUUUUUCCUCACCACCCUUCACCUAAACCCAAAGGGAAUGCUAUGGUCAACUUUAUGUCAUUAAAUGUAAGUGUGGCUAACCGAGAACUCUGCAAGUUAACCAUGGUGAGGACAACCACAUAUCGAGGUGAAAGAAAGGGAAACAGUCUGAAUGUUUAAAUUCAUCCUCCAUUGUGUUUUCCAUUUUUUAAUUGCAUUUUUUUAUUUCAUAUAUUCUUUUAUAUGCUGUUUGCUUUCUGAAAUGAGUAAUUGGAAAAACAUUUUUCCUCGACCCUCUGCUCCUGAGACUACUGAGAGGUUACAUUGGAGGCCCUACAUUUAAAGAUUCAGUAGGUUUGAAGGCCAUGUUGGACACACAUUCUAUCCUAACUUUAUGAGCUUUUUUUCUUUUUUUCUUUUAAGCAAUGAUGAAAUUUGCCCUUUGACAAAGCUGUGUCCAAAGUGGAGGUUAAAAGGUAGCUGGAGCUGCAAAAUAAUAAACGAAUUGAAAAAAAAAAAAGCACUUAGUGGGGAUGUAGAGAGAGAAAAUAUGCGACUGAGACAUAGUGUAUGUGUGUGUUUAUGUCUAUACACAUUUGUAACUGCAUACGCAGUAAACCACCAAAUAUGGUUUUAAGGUAAUAUGUUCAGAAACCUGGGCUGGGGAGUAUAUAUGUAUAUGUCUUAUCUGAAGCUCUCAAAACCAGUACAUUCAAAUUUCUCACAGAAAAUGACUGAUAGUUUAUAGAUCCAUUCAGACAAAAAAAAAGGAAAUUGAUAUAUCACUUUGUAGUAUUGUGUAUUUUGCGUAUACAGAUUCUCUGAAACACUUUCCAUGAACGCAGCUCUUUGGAAUCAUUUUACGUCUCAGACUUUUUGUUUUCAGAACUCUGAGCAAAGCUGUAGCACCCACUCCUAACUCAUUCUCUUAGGAAACUGCAAAUCUGAAAUUUGAGUCUGUACUUUAACCUUUCUGUUUAAAAACAAAUCCGCUUUCAAACAUUUCCUUCUGAUUGAUGGUGGAACGUAGCUUCUGUUUUUUUUUUCUUCAGUGAUAGCUCUUUGCACCUGGCCCUAGGAAAACAAAGAUCAGAGUGCAGUUAUGUUCCAACUUCGUCAGAUUGUUCCAAUGAAGGUGCCUGAGUUUGAAGAAUAGAUGAGUCAGUGUUCUGCUCCCUCUGGAUUACAUUCAGGUCUUUCCCUUCAAGCUAACUUGUGACAGCUCCAUCCUUUUAAAAAGAGAAUAAUGUUUCUUUGUUUUGUUUUCACUCGUCAUAAAAAUUGUUGCAGCCUGCUUCUUCAGGGCUGUGACAGCAGGGGAGUCACUGGCAUACUGAUUACUGCCACACAUUAAAUUGGAAGUGAUAAAUAUGAUCUGGGGGAAAAAUGUUAUUGUCUUUAACACCAAGACAAUUCAGGAGUGAAGUAGAGAAAAUACUGUUUUGAAAGUGCAAUACCAGGGGGAAUUCCAUUAGAUAAACAGCGGGUAAAAUAAGUAUUGAACACGUCACCAUUUUU
This is a messenger RNA of Austrofundulus limnaeus, 12478 nucleotides long. It is a transcript of the gene csmd2, whose product is annotated as CUB and Sushi multiple domains 2. Lineage: Eukaryota; Metazoa; Chordata; Actinopteri; Cyprinodontiformes; Rivulidae. The record is from RefSeq and is a predicted model, not a curated record.